This is a messenger RNA of Triplophysa rosa, 830 nucleotides long. Its product is annotated as CUB and sushi domain-containing protein 3. The transcript is spliced from 6 exons. The record is from RefSeq and is a predicted model, not a curated record. Lineage: Eukaryota; Metazoa; Chordata; Actinopteri; Cypriniformes; Nemacheilidae. Bases 78 to 743 code for a protein of 221 amino acids.
CUCCGCUCUGUAUAUGGAUACCAUGACAGCACAUGUUUGAUAAAACUUAUCAGAAUUUGAGAAGAUAUUAAAACAACAUGAAUUCAGAAGCUGCACUGCUGCUAAUACUUGUAAGCUCCUUGCAAGGAGUGUUUGCUCAAGUGCCUAUAACUGCAUUGUCUGAAGCAACAGCUGUGGAAGAUUAUCAAGGCAGUGGUCUGUUAGAAGUGGAACAGGAAGAUGAAAUUCGAGACACUUACUGGUCUGGGACAGCCCCGCUUUGUUUCGGAGGGUGCAGGGGUCGACACAAGGAGCUGAGUAGAGAUAGCUGUGGAGAUUCAGACUGCUGCUGGAUGGGAUACAAAUCCCUCUGUAGAGUGAAAUGUGGGAAGCCUGAUGUAGAUUUUAAUGGGAUGGUGUAUGGGAGUGAUUGGUGGGUGGGCUCUGUGGUGCGUUAUGACUGCAGACCGGGGUUCGUGUUGGUGGGGGAUCCUGCUCGAGCCUGCCAGUCCAAUGGAAAAUGGACACCCAAACCAUCCUGUCUACGAGUGUGUCAUCUUGGGCGGGUAGAGAUCAAUGAGAGGGACAUUGACGGAAAGUGCACAUCCACCUGUCCAGAUGCUAAGAGCUAUGCGGUCCCUCUGAACCAUCAGUGCAGUCGCAUUGAAAACUGCAGGACUAAAGAACCGGGCUGGAAGGGCUGGUUCUCACUCUGUAACUACUGCGACUGUGACUGCUUCAUUCCCUGUGCUUCUGCAGGAUAGAAGACAAUGAAUCCAUUGGUUAUAUGGAAUAAUUAUGGAAGUUAUGGAAUGAACUUCAGGACAUUUAACUGAAUGUUUAGAGACACU